CCCACCCCCGAGUUAAUUACAAUAUAUACCCUUCAUCGAUCACGCGAUUCACACCAUUUUUGGAGCUCUCAUCUGCGAUUUGUUUCCCUUUGGGGAGAAAAGGAAUUUUUGUUUUCCCCUAUUUAUUGUGGUGCUGGGGUUUCCAGGAACAGUAACUGUGGCGAAAAAAGCUGACUGAAACCAGAAGUUUCUGGAUUGUUCGUUGAGGAAUUCUCGACGCGAAAUCCGAGGUUUUGGGAGUGUUGAUCCAUGGAGAAUCGGAGGCGCCGGAACUGGGAGAGCAAUAGAAGGUCACAGAACAGAAGGCCGCCCCGUGGUUCGUGUAAUUGGCAGCCUAUUGUGCCUUCAUGGGAGAAAGAAUUUUGCAGAGUAGUCGGCUCACUGGACUGGGAAACACUUCUGCAAAUGAAGAAAUUUGUGCACCUCUACGAAAACAUACUCAAGUGGGACGACUCUGCGGUCGAAGAGGCAUUCUCCAAUGCUAAGAAGCGCUUUUGGGCCGAAAUAAACGGACUUCCCUGUGACAUAUCUUUGCCCGAUCCUGAUCAAUAUAUUGACACAGUUGAUUGGGACUCGCAAACUAAUUAUGUGCCCGAUCUUGAAUCAGAACCCGUGAUUUCUAAUCCAGAUCAAGAACAUGAUCCGGUCAUUAUCUUUGGUGAUUCUCUUCUCCCAAACCAAGCAUACUCGAGUACAGGCUGGGGUGACGAGGAAGAGAAUUUCAAACUUCCCGCUAAUUCUUCCUCAGCGAAUAACAAUGGUGCUGAGUGGGAACAAAACUGGGGCGAUUCGUUUGACAACGUGGUUCCAAUUGGAUGGUCGGGUGAUUCUAUUAAUGCAUGCCACUUUGUUAAUGAAGAUGGGUGGAAUAAUAAUGACUGUGGUUGGAAUAAUGACAGUAAUACUAAUAAUAAUAAUACGAUUCGUGAAGUGGGACCCGCUACUGCGCACAAAGUUGUUAGUAGACAGGUGCCGAGUGGCAGGGCAUGGGGAGCUCAAGGGCAGGAUCGUCACAGAAAUAAUAAUAUAUCGAGGAAUCAAAAAGCGACACGUGUCGAGCGAGAGAAUCCGAGGGAGUGGAAUUCGUUUACUUCUUGUGGGCCCGCGAGUCGUAAUGCUGCAAUAACGGUUGGACAGAAAUGGAAUCGGUAGAAGAGUUCAAGAGUUGCUACCUGUUUUUGUUUGCUGAAUUAAAUUCAUUCUAUUUGUGCCUUUAUUAAGUAGGAUAUACCGUCGCCUAGCUUAGCAAACGUAUGUGUAUUAUAUUUCCCCCCGAAAUUUUGAGGAUAAUUUUUGGAUAUUUGGGGAGAAAUUGUACCAUAUAUAUAGGGUACAUCGUUUUUGUUUGAUGUUCGUUCGGAAGUUGAGAUGCUCGUUGUUCGUUUUCUGGUACAGGCACUGUUUGUUUUUGUGUGGUGUUUUAUCAUAAAUGGCUUAAUUUUGGAUGCAAUUUAUAUUUUCUUG
This is a messenger RNA of Erythranthe guttata (spotted monkey flower), 1464 nucleotides long. Its product is annotated as FK506-binding-like protein. Lineage: Eukaryota; Viridiplantae; Streptophyta; Magnoliopsida; Lamiales; Phrymaceae. The record is from RefSeq and is a predicted model, not a curated record.